GGAUACACUAGGGAACAUUUUGUCCCGCAACAUGACGCGCAACACAAAAUAUACGUGACGCUGCAACGUUGCAUAGUGUCCCGCAACAUGACCCACAACAUUGUACGUGACGCGGGGCAUGUUGCUUGCUCCCGCCUCGAGAGCGAGCGCACGUGUCCCGCGUCAGUGUUGCGCCAUUUGUCACUGAGUGUAGUCGCGUACGCAACGUGCCUUUAAAAUGUCUGUAGUGUGGGGAAAUGAUACCGUGCUUUUGCUUAUAGAGCUUUACGAAAGUCGUGACUUGUUGUGGAAUACUUCACACCGUGACUAUCGAAAUAAAAUAAAGAAAAAUGAUGCAUGGGAGGAUAUUGCCAAGGCGCUUAAAUUGCCUAGAAAAGAAAUAGAAACCAAAGUUCAUACCCUGCGUUCGCAAUUUGUCCGAGAAAGGAAGAAAGUGAAAUCGUCAAAAACUACUGGUAGUGGACGAGAGGACGUGAAGUCCAGUGCAUGGUUUGCGUACGAUGCAAUGAAAUUUUUGCUAAAGGGAGCCACAACUUCUGGAAGCUUGGACACUUUGGACACAAACAGUCCACAAAGCCAAAACUCGAUUUCGUCUCCGGAUGAAGAUGUCGUUAUACAUUCUCAAUCUUCCGUUCCGGAAUUUCAAUCUCCUCAUCAACUAGAAUCGCAAUCUACGAGUACCAUUGAUCAAGCAGAGCAACCCACAACCCCUGCACUAACACCUUCAUCGUCGCGACCAACUCGGAAGAGGAGCCACCCCAAUGAAGAUAGAUUGGAGGAGGCUUAUGAAGUUCUGCAUGCUGCUAAAAACAGAAUGAUGUCCCGAGAUGAAUUCGAUGUUUAUGGACAGUACGUAGGAACUGAGUUACGUGCAUUAAAUGACGAACAUAGUGUAAUUAUGGCUAAAUAUUAUAUUAAUAAUAUUUUAUUAGAUGCACGCUUAGGAAAAUACCGUACAAGUUAUAAUAAUCAAAGCCAGUCAGUUGUUCAACAGGGCUAUAGCACUGCAUCCAGUGAUAUUAGCCCCGAGCCUUCUGAAGAGCAUAUUAUACAAAAUAUACUUGCAAAUAUGGAUUCCUCGAGCACUAAUAGCAUUGAUGGCACUAAUACUAAUUAAUUUACGUUGAUCGCUAUAUCCAUCUUGUACUCUUUAAAAUUUAUUUUACUGAAGAUUAAAAUACAAUUAUAAAUAAAAUUAUGCGUUUUCUUCAACUUACCUU
Molecule: messenger RNA, 1220 nt
Organism: Pararge aegeria (speckled wood butterfly)
Lineage: Eukaryota; Metazoa; Arthropoda; Insecta; Lepidoptera; Nymphalidae
Product: transcription factor Adf-1-like
Exons: 2
Coding region: 218-1117 (299 amino acids)
Source: RefSeq, a predicted model, not a curated record